Fusarium venenatum is the source of this 504-nucleotide messenger RNA. NCBI's taxonomy places the organism in Eukaryota, Fungi, Ascomycota, Sordariomycetes, Hypocreales, Nectriaceae. The record is from RefSeq and is a predicted model, not a curated record.
AUGCAUAAUCGUAGUCUGCUCUUCUGGAGUGUCGGCCUAUCUGGCCUAGGCAUGGCUGUCGGAAGUGCAUGUCGACCACGUACUGCAGAGGCUUCUACGGUCUCAACAGCAACCCACAUGUUGAAUACAGCAACUGAGGCUGUUACGUCUGGUUCUCCAUUCUAUCCGACAACCUUCCACCUCGUUUCUUCCACUGGCCCUGCCGAAAACAAAGUCCUCAGAGGAGAAUCCACCGAUGGAAAAUACGCCCUCUUCGACGGUUCCCUUGGCCAAGACAUUCCACUGUCCUACGAACCAGAAACAAGCCGUCUUCGUGUCUCGGACAGCCUCUGUAUCUACGCGUCUUACAAUAGCCAACUCAAAACUGCUCCUUUGAAAUCAUGCGGGUCAUCUCCGACUUCAUCGUAUCUAAAAUAUGACGCUCCCACGGGGGAAAAUCACAGUGCAGGAUACCAGCCUUUAUCCUUCGUACAGUUCAUCAAGAGCACUCCCCGUUUGCAGUAG